This is a messenger RNA of Amphimedon queenslandica, 904 nucleotides long. RefSeq lists its product as uncharacterized. NCBI's taxonomy places the organism in Eukaryota, Metazoa, Porifera, Demospongiae, Haplosclerida, Niphatidae. The record is from RefSeq and is a predicted model, not a curated record. Gene Ontology annotation, cellular component: cytosol. The transcript is spliced from 8 exons. The annotation marks the transcript as partial. Gene Ontology annotation, molecular function: polyubiquitin modification-dependent protein binding. Gene Ontology annotation, biological process: ubiquitin-dependent protein catabolic process.
AUGGCGUCCACUUCUUCAUUUAUUUAUCUGAAGGAUCCUCAUUCUAAAGAAAGGAAGAAGUUAGAAACAGACACAGUUGGAAACCUGCAAGUCCAGUCCUUCAUGAGUAGAGUUUCUGAUGAACUGAACCUACCAGAAGAACAACUGACUUUAAUGUAUGGUGGUCGUGUUUUAAAAUCUGGAAAGACGUUGGGCCAGUAUAAAAUUGAAGAAGGAAUGACGAUAUUUUAUAUGAUAAAGAAACCAAAGUCUGUGAAUUCUGGAGAGUAUGGCGUGAAAAGGGAGGAGUCUCAGCUAAAGAGAUUAGCACAGAACCCACGAGUACAUCAAAUAUUUCAGCGUAUAUUGGCAAACCCACUUUUGCUCUCUUCGAUUGUUCAAGGAACAGAAUUGGAGAAUAAUCCAGUUGUACAAAACUUUGCCAGUAAUCCUAUGAUACAAGCAGCUGCUUCUGAUCCACAAGAAUUAACAAGGAUAUUGGAAAGCGAUGAAUCCCAAGCUGAAGGUGCUCGUCAACUAUUGGAGCAAAUCGGUGCACUCGUUGCCGUGGAGAGAGGGUGUAACCGCGACGACGUUGAAGACGAUCAAAUUGUGGACAUGUUGGAACAAGCAGUUGAUGAUAACGAAAUGGAUUUCAUGGACAUGGGAGGAGAAGAAGAAGAACUGGCCGACGCACAAGAGCAAAUGUAUCAUUAUUCUCAAGCUAUUUUAGCUCAUCAGAACAGCAACCAACCACAAGGUCAGAGUAUGGAGACAAAUCCAGAGGCUACACCCAAUCCUCCUCCACCUCCUUAUCCUGGACCAAGUACUACUCCUGCUGGUCAGACAGCACCAGUAGCCAGUAGUCCCGGUAUUACACAGAACAUGUUAGCUGAUGCUCUAUCAAUAGCUGCUUCACCUACUA